Boleophthalmus pectinirostris (great blue-spotted mudskipper) is the source of this 4527-nucleotide messenger RNA. It is a transcript of the gene robo4, whose product is annotated as roundabout, axon guidance receptor, homolog 4 (Drosophila). The transcript is spliced from 19 exons. Gene Ontology annotation, cellular component: axon; plasma membrane. Gene Ontology annotation, biological process: dendrite self-avoidance; homophilic cell-cell adhesion; axon guidance. NCBI's taxonomy places the organism in Eukaryota, Metazoa, Chordata, Actinopteri, Gobiiformes, Gobiidae. The record is from RefSeq and is a predicted model, not a curated record. Gene Ontology annotation, molecular function: cell-cell adhesion mediator activity. Bases 181 to 3417 code for a protein of 1078 amino acids.
UCACUCUGGAGUUUUACUAAAGUUUAGGCUUCACUUUAGCUUUAAUGAUGACUCUUUUUUGUUUUAUAGACAGCUGUGUGGAUAUCAAUACAUCUUUCAGAGACAUUGAAAGCGUUUUGUUUUAUUUGUAACUAGAUUAGACUGUCAGUUUGCACAAGUUUAUUUCAUCACUGCGGAAAAAUGACCGAGUUGGUUUUUGGUUUCUUGCUUUUGGCGUGGGGAUUUCAGUCCGGCUUUAGAGUGCGAGCGGAGGAGAGCCCACCCCGUAUCGUGCACCACCCCUCAGACCUGGUGGUCCGACUGGGUAGCCCUGCCACUCUCUCCUGCCGGGCAGACGGGAACCCCAAACCCAGCAUAGAGUGGCUCCAUGACGGGAUCCCUGUGCACUCGGAGCUGGGGGACAAUCACCUCCAGCCCAUCAUCCUGUCCGAGGGCAGCAUCUUCUUCCUCAGUGUGAAGAGGGGUCUGACUCACGAGGGGGUCUACACGUGUGUGGCUACCAACAGUGUGGGGAAAGCCAUCAGCAGAAAUGCAUCGCUGUAUAUAGCAGCGUUGCAGGAGGAGUUCAGCGUGCAGCCCAGUGACGUGGUGGUGGCGGAGGGAGAGGUGGCUGUUCUGAACUGUGGCCCUCCUCAGGGUCACCCCGAGCCCAAUGUGUACUGGAGGAGAGACGGUCUGCCUAUCAACAAGACCGACCAGCACUACACUGAGCUGAGUGGAAAGCUCAUCAUCGCCCCUGCAGACAGGAGCCACUCGGGGGCGUACGUGUGCGUGGCCAGUAACACAGUGGGAGUGAGAGAGAGCAGGGCCGCCCGCCUCACUGUGCUUGAGAAGCCAGUGCUGCUGCAGAGGCCUCAGAACGUCUCUGUGAGGAUGGGAGAGUCGGCCCACUUCACCUGUCAGGCCAAAGGAGACCCUGCACCUGUCGUUAUGUGGAGCAGGGACCAGGGGCCUCUGCCCAAUGGAAGAUACUUGGUGAACCCUGAACAGAGCCUUCAGAUCCACUACGUGACGGCCCAGGACGCAGGGAGGUACACCUGCACCGCUGUCAACGACGCUGGGGUGGUCACUGCCAGUGCACAGCUCACUGUACAAGGUUAUUUGGCACCAGAGCCCACAAACUCCACACUGAAGGACUUCCAUAAGGAGCUGUCGUCUCUGCGCGUCAUCCUGGAGAGUGUGUCCAUUCUGGCCGCUGGAUCCAACAAGUCCCUCGUGCAAUGGAGGUUGCAGUCCUUCUCCUCUCAGCCUCACUUCUUGGACGGGUUUGAGGUUCUCUAUCGCUCUCUUCUGCCCGCCUCCUCUGAUUGGGCGGCCAAGAAGGUCCUGAUGCCCGGGUUCCAGGCUCAGAUCGGACCACUGAAAAGAGGAUUCAAAUAUGAGUUUAAAGUGCGACCGUUUGGGAACAACCUGUACGGGAGAGAGAGCAACACACGCCACCUCAGAGUCCCAGAGACAGUGCCCAGUGCGUCUCCGUUGGACGUGUCUCUCACUGUGAACCAUGAGCAGAAUAACACAGUCAGUCUGAGCUGGACGGCCCCGCCACACGACACACACAAUGGAAUCAUACAGGGUUAUCAGGUUUGGUGUGUGGACUCAGAGCAGCAGCAGUACCAGAACUGGACCGUGGACAGCAGCCGACACCAACUGCAGAUCUCAGGCCUCAGAGCUGGGACCAAGUACUGGGUCAGCAUCGCCGCGGUGAACGGGGCGGGGGUUGGCGUGCUCAGUGACCCCCAGGGCUUUGUCAUCAACCCCCCUGUUGGACGUUCUGCUGAAAAUGAGGAAAAGAACACAAAAGAAGCUCGUUCAGUCCUCGCUCUGCUCCGUGACCCUGUGGUGAUCGGCAGCAUUGGCGCCCUCUUGUGGUGUAUCCUCAUGCUUGCAGCUGUGUGCCUGUACAGACGACACAGCAGGACGGGCCAGCUCAUACCUAUGCACGGCAAACGCAAAGGUUUACAUAGACUAGCUGGCGAAGAUUUAAUAAUAAAACACAGAAUGGCAGCCCCAGACUCUCCGUGGAUCGCAGGAGGAUGGAGACAGGGACACUUUAAUGAAUACCAAGACCUGUGGGCCCAGAGCCAGAAGAACCCAAAACUCAAAAGUGCCAGUCUCCCUGCCUCCUCCUCGAAAGACUCCACCAGCGCCGACUCUGUUCCCAUAGUAACGGACAGCUGUGGCGUUUACGGAACUUUUUACGUGGAUUUGAGCGGCAGAAAUUUAAAAACCUUUAACAGCCCCGGAAAAUGUCCCAAAAUGCCCCACAAUCACCACAGCGACCAGGGCACGGAGACGAUCAAGAUCUUCACCCAGCCCGUCUCCAAGGGCUCGCCGAUCUGUACCCGUGAGGCGUUACCAUGGAAACAGGGUAUACGCCCACAGCCGAGGAUGGGGGUCAACCACAGCAAGCAAGACCUGCAGGCAGUGAACAGUGUCCCUCUGCUCUCCUCUAAGGCUGAAAUCUGUUCCUCUGACGCCUACAAACAGAGACAGAGCCAAGGGCCAGCAGCCAAGCACAGUGAACACUCAGACCCAGUGAGAGCGCCCCCUUGCCCUCGCCUGUUACAUUACACUGCUUCGCUGCACCUGGUGGACAUGCUGCCGCCUCCUCCUCCUCUGCCCAUCGAGAACACAACAGAGACCCGCAGCCUCUCCUCAGACGAAGGCUCCAGUCACUCCACGAAGCUCACAGGAGACAUGGGCUCGCUUCAGUCUGUGAACACUCCUCCUGUGACCCGCGGCCUCAUAAAACCAAACACCAACGUCUCCAACUACAGCCGCCAGUCCACCGCCUCGUACUGCACCGCCCCCCACCCAGACCCCGUCACCAGGACAACGCAGGAGGCCACGCAGUACCUGGAGAUCAGCCCCAAACCCGAGAGGUGCAGCCUCCUCCCAGAGCAGAGACCCUCCCUCCCCCAGCCCCUCCCCCACAGCCUGGGCUUCCUCAGCAGCACCAUCUCCUCUCAGCCGGACCUGUACUCCACCCUGGGUCACUCGGAGGCGCCCCCUGUUGGCUUGAGACGCUCGCGGGUGCAGAGCUCUCCCUCCUCCUGCUACAGUGAAUGGGACAGCUCUCUGUGGAACACCUGGAGCUCCAUGAUGGACAGGGACAUGGGCCGGGACCUGACCAGCGCUCGCACCAGUCUGAUCAGCUCUGUGGACAGCUGCUACACCACAGACAGCGCACACUUCGCCCGCCUGCUCGCUGUGGCGGCCGCCGCGGAGAGCAUGAGUGGAGCAUCGCUAUCAGAUUUCUCCCCGCCCGCCUCCCCUCUCAGCGUGCUGUACCCCUCCUAUCACCUAGAGGGCGACUCCUUUGGCGACUUUGACCCUGCUUGGGACUGGAAAACUGUGUGGAUGGAGGAAAUGGAGGAAAACUACAAGAACCACUACAACAAACCAUUUGACUGUUAAGACUGGAAUACAGACAUACAUAACCAUCAAUCACAAGUGAAAGAAUUUAUAAAGAAGAAUAAGUAAAGCUGCACUACCAGGCAAAAGUUUGGACCAUAGACCUUAAAUAUAAAUGGACAUAGCUAACCUGCUCGAGUAUAGGAAGUGAAGAUGGAGGCGCUUUCCGAUCCAUCGACUCCGGCUCCAAUUGACUUUACACAUAAAAAAAAAAAAAUUCACCCUUCUCUCAGUAACUGCUGCACUGAGCCUUGUAAUUUUCAUCUUAAAAAGUUAACCCACUCCACAUGAUCCUUAGCCAGGCUGGCGCCACCUAGUGCCUCCGCUCCAUUUCAUUUCUCUCCAGUGACUAGGUCAGGAAUCGAAUUUGUAGACCUUGCACCCUUCAAUCAGCGAAGAGCUGUGAAGCCAUGACUGGGUCCGUUUGUGGUGCAGCGCAACAGUAAACAAAGUGAUCGAGAUGGAUGUAGACAAAGCCAUACAUUCUGUGUUGGCAACGAUUCCCGAGAUCGAGGAUUUAAAGUCGGAACAAAGAGAUUUUUUUGUGAAUUUUAACAAGGGGAAAGAUGUUAUUGCCCUUCUUCCUACGGGAUUUGGGAAAAGCUUAAUAUACCAGUUAGCUCUGUUAGGGGCGCAUUACAUAUGUCACUACCAAUAGCAGCGAUUGGUUAAAUAAACGGACAGAUGGUUUCCACAAAGUGAAACCGGUUGAUGAAUCAGGCUACAUGAUCCUGAUGUUCAUUAUUAUUUAGUUUGUUUAUACAUUUCUAUUCCUAAUAUGGAACUCGACUCCACAUUCUCUCUUGUAACUGCUUGCCUCAUGAGCUUCAUUUGACUGGAGCCAGACACACUCCUUUAGUCCACUUUUAUACAGUCUGUGUUUAGGACACACUUUUUCAGGCAAUGUUUAUUUUCAUGGCUAUAUACCACAGACCUGGGCAUUGUUCAGCUCCGGGGCCACAUACUGCCCUUUUUUUUUUUUUUUGACUCUAACCAGCCCGUUUAAGCUCAUUUGGAAAUACAAAAUAAACAUAUUUUAUAAUUUUACCUCAUGCCUGGACUAAAGCUGCAUUGCUUUUAAUUCAGAGGUGUUUUUUUAAUUAUUUUUUUAAG